Molecule: messenger RNA, 2642 nt
Organism: Rhinichthys klamathensis goyatoka
Lineage: Eukaryota; Metazoa; Chordata; Actinopteri; Cypriniformes; Leuciscidae
Product: golgin subfamily A member 6-like protein 24
Exons: 8
Coding region: 197-2479 (760 amino acids)
Molecular function (GO): protein binding; peptidyl-prolyl cis-trans isomerase activity
Source: RefSeq, a predicted model, not a curated record
AAGGCAGAUUAAAGUGGCUAUCCUCAACCUGGUAAUCCAGCCAUCUGUCAGAAAGCAGCCAGGCAGCAUUGGGCUGCAGGGUGUGAUUUGUCUCCCUUUCUCAGCUUGCUAAUUAACACUGCCAAGGACCAGCUCUCACAGGCUACAGGACAUAAAGUCUGAUUCAAUACAGAAACACUCUUCGAAAGAGUUUAAAAUGGAAGAGACAUAUCUGCUUGACCAUCCUGGAGUAAAAAAGAAGAUUCUGCAUGGAGGUCAAGGACCGUUGCCACAUUUUCCGAAGGGAACUAAGCUGGCGUUCCACUUCCAGACUCUGUUGGACAACUUUGAAAGAACUGUGAUUGACGACAGUCGCAAAAAUAAGCUUCCCACAGAGAUUUUCGUGGGGAGAAUGUUCAAGAUGGAGGUGUGGGAGGUGCUUUUAACCUCCAUGAGGAUUGGAGAGGUGGCAGAGUUUUGGUGUGAUGCCACUCACACAGGCCUUUAUCCCAUGGUGUCAAAAGGGAUCCGACUGGCUGCUCAGGGAAAGGACCCUCUGGAUGGCCAAAGACACAUGUGUGGCAUGGGAAAUGUGUUUCACUACCACUCGACAGGUUUUCCGGAGCUCGAUGAGAUAAUGAGGACACCUCAGCCUCUAAUCUUCAUCAUGGAGUUAAUCUCGGUGGGCGACCCGUUCUCUUACCAGCGCGAGUCUUGGAUGAUGGAGAAGGAUGAGAAGCUAAAGGUUGUACCCUCGCUGCAUCUCUUGGGCAACGCUCUGGUCAAGCAGGGCCGGUUCCGUGAAGCUGCAGUGAAGUAUCAGGAGGCUGUGGUUCUGCUGCGUACAGUCCAAUCCCGGGAGAUGCCAGGAGAUGAGGACUACAUUAAUCUUGGCAGGCUUAUCAUUCCUCUGGUACUGAACUACUGCCAGUGCAUGUUAGAGCUGGAGGAAUAUUACGAGGUCAUAGAACAUACAACAGAGCUCCUGGAUAAACACAAAGACUGUGUCAAGGCCUACUACAAGCGAGCGAAGGCCUAUGCAGCUGUGUGGAGUGAGAGGGAGGCCAGGAAAGACUUCCAGAUGGUCGCCAACCUAGACAUCACACUGUCUAGGUUGGUGCAAAGAGAACUGGAUCUUCUCUCUGAGAGAAUGAAGGAAAAAUACUGGGAGGAUAAAGAAAGGUACUGGAACAUCUUUGGAGAGAAGAAAGAGAGAGAAAGGGAAUCAGAGGAGGAGGAGGAAAACUCUGCGAUGCCUACAAAAGAGGAAAGCAAGGUGGAACAUUCUCAGUCCCCUGAAUAUGCUGAGGAGGGAAUAAAUCCAUCUGUAGCAGGGGAAAAUAAGCAUGACACCAAAAGUGAAGAUUCAGCAGGAGAGGCCAGUCGCAGGAUAACAGCUCUGACCGAGGGCAAGGACUGGCAGCAGAUGCUACGGCUAAUUUUGCUGCUCCAAGAUGAAGGCAAUUUCGAUGUGAAAGAGCAUAAAUACACUGAGGCGACUGUCAAGUUCAAGGAGGCUCUGGAAUAUGUAGACCAUCUCCAAACUAAGGUGGAACAUGAAGGAGAAGACUGGGAAUCUCUGGAGAAAGUCCGUCUGCCACUCUGUCUAAACCUCAGUCAGUGUAAGCUGGAGCUUGGGGAAUACCAAGAAGUGGUGGAUCUCAACUCUAAACUGCUGAAGAAACACAAAGACAAUCUGAAGGCCAUGUACCAGCGGGCCCGGGCUCACUCGGCAUUAUACAAUGAAGACGAAGCCCGCAGGGAUUUCACUAGGGUCCUGCAACUCGAUCCCACAUUCAAACCUAUCGUCAAGCAGGAGAUUAAGAAGAUGGGGGAGAAGAUCAGAGUGAAGUGCGUCAACGAAAACAAAAACUACUGGACGAGCACUCAGGAGAAGUUAGAAAAGAAAGCACAGGUCAAAAGGGGAAAGAAGACAAAGAAAGGUGUGACAUGGGCAGAUGAGAGUAAGAUACCGGAAGGAAAUGAUGAAGGACAUUCAGGCUGCAGUUCCAAAUCAGAGGAGAGCUGCAAUGUCAAAGCAGGUAAUAAUGAUGAAGGACAGGAUGAGAAGAAAAAAAGUGAGAACCAAAGGGAUGAGAGAUCGCUGACCUUGAAAGAAUCAAAGGCAAAAACUGAUAAUACGGCUGCAGAUAGAGACGGGGAUUCAGCCCAAAUCAAUGUGCUAGGAGAGGGUACACAGAGAUCAGAGACCGAUAAUGACUCGAAAACUCUACUGACCAAUGACAUUACAAAGAAAAAUGAUGGCCAAGAUGAGAUCACAGAUGAAAAACAACAGUCUCCUGAAAAGUCAGACAAAGAUGCAAGCAGUGGAGCAUCAAGGGAAGAAAGGCUGACGGACAUGACUGGAGAUGAUGAAACAGAGGAGAGCAAUACAGCAGCUGAAUUUAUUAAGAUGGAGAAGACUAGUGUCGAGGAACCAUCAUCUGCGAAACCUGAAAAAUACACCAAAAAAGUCAAAUGCAAAAAGAAAAAGAAAUAGAUACCAAUAUCAUAUCCCAUUAUCUGAAGGAAGACAAACCAGACCAAGGUGUAUACAACAAAUAAAAAUUUAUUUCUUUGUACACAAUGAGUAGAAAGCAGCCAGUAACUCAUUCAUUUUUAAAACGCAUUUUUGUUUACAUUUUGUACAGAUUAAAAACACA